GCAAUCUGUCUCUUUUUUUUUUUUGGUUAGACAGAAAUAUGGGGGAACGGAGUAAUCAAACUCCACUUUUGAAAGCUUCACAAGAUGGCAAAUCAAGGAGUAAAUGGACAACUGCAAUUUUAUUUUUCACUUCACUCACCGCUCUUAUUUUUAUCUUUAUUACAAUAGGAAGCAACUCAAUUCCAUUUAGUAUAAGUGAUGUGAAGAUACAUAGCAAGAGUCUACAAUUAGGCAAUGUGUUCAACUUACACAAAGCAACGAAUAAGCAAAUACCACCGAGUGAUGUCGUCGAGUCAUGGGAAGCAGUCGUGGCAGCAGAUGAUUCCCGUUGUUCAAAGAUUGGCGCAUCCUUUCUUAAUGCCGGUGGUCAUGCUGUUGAUGCUGCUGUCGCGGUUACUUUGUGUGGCGGCAUUGUUAAUCCAAUGGCUAGUGGUAUUGGAGGCGGUGGGUUCAUGGUCGUUCGUUCAGCUGACACAUCAAAAACAAAAGCAUUCGAUUUCAGGGAAACGGCCCCUUUAGCUUCUUCGCAGAACAUGUAUCAAAACAAUCUGGACGACAAGUAUAAAGGAGCACUAGCCAUGGGUGUUCCCGGGGAAAUAGCUGGUAUUUACCAAGCUUGGUUACAACACGGUCGCUUGCCAUGGAAAUCUUUGUUUCAGCCUGCCAUUCGCCUUGCCAAAAACGGGUUUGUAGUUGCUCCUUAUCUUGCAAGUUCGCUGUCGAGCAAUGCUGACAAGAUACAAAAAGAUCCAGGCCUACAAAAAGUGUAUGCUCCUAAGGGGGAGAUUUUAAAGGCGGGUGACAUGUGUUAUAACUAUGAGCUUGGUUUGAGCUUGGAAGCUAUAGCAGAAAGAGGUCCAGCGGCUUUAUAUAGUGGUGAUAUAGGGGAAAAGUUGGUUAGAGAUGUUCGGUUGGCAGGUGGGAUCUUAACAAUGGAGGAUUUGAGAAAUUAUGAGGUGAAAGUUACCGAUGCAGUUGAAGUGAACACAAUGGGGUUCAGCAUUUUUGGGAUGCCACCGCCGUCAAGUGGUACCCUUGGGCUAGCUCUGGUUUUAAAUAUCUUAAAUAGCUACGAGAACACAAAUGAAGCUAAAGGACCAUUGGGUUUACACCGAUUUGUUGAAGCUUUAAAACAUAUGUUUGCUAUUCGGAUGAACUUAGGUGACCCAGAUUUUGUCGAUAUAAGUAAAACUGCAUCAGAAAUGCUUUCUCCUACAUUCGCGAAGAAAGUUAGAGAACGGAUUUUUGACAACACUACCUUCCCUUCUGAAUACUAUAUGCCUGGGUGGAGUCAGAUUCAAGACCAUGGUACAAGUCAUUUUUGUAUAGUAGAUGCAGAUAGAAAUGCCGUGUCGAUGACAACAACUGUGAACUACCCAUUUGGUGCCGGUGUUCUAUCUCCAGCAACCGGAAUUGUACUAAACAACGAAAUGGGUGACUUCUCGUCACCUACAGAAAUAUCCCCUGACAGCCUUCCUCCUUCACCUACAAAUUUUAUCAGUCCAAACAAGAGGCCGUUGUCUUCCAUGACUCCUGUCAUUAUUGUCAAGGGUGAUCAAUUGGCUGGGGUUAUUGGAGGAAGUGGUGGGAUGUACAUAAUACCAGCAGUUAUACAGGUCUUCCUUAACCAUUUCAUUCUAGGAAUGCAGCCUUUAGAUGCUGUUCAGUCUCCUAGAGUCUACCAUAAGUUGGUGCCAAAUGUGGUGUACUACGAAAACUGGACAGUGAUAGACGGUGAUCAUAUUGAGCUUUCAGACGACCUAAAACAAUUCUUAGGAGAAAGGGGUCAUAUAUUGGAGCCAAAAUCUGGCGGUGCUGUUAGUCAAUUUAUUGUUCAAACCUUAAAGAAACCAAUUGAGAACAGGAAAGUCACUUCCGAUCACAAACAGGUUUUAAAAGGAAUGCUUACUGCUGUAAGUGAUCCUAGGAAAGAUGGGAGGCCUGCUGCUUGUUAGUUAAUAACAACAUAUACAAUUGAAGAUUUCAUACCAAAUAUAAUGUAGUGUUUGUUUUUCCUUUUAAAAAAUAUAUUGAUGUGUAUAUAUAGAUUAACCAUUGGUGAUUUUAGUGUUAUUAGCCUAUUUUGUGCGA
Molecule: messenger RNA, 2091 nt
Organism: Erigeron canadensis
Lineage: Eukaryota; Viridiplantae; Streptophyta; Magnoliopsida; Asterales; Asteraceae
Product: glutathione hydrolase 3-like
Exons: 7
Coding region: 39-1955 (638 amino acids)
Biological process (GO): glutathione catabolic process
Cellular component (GO): plasma membrane
Molecular function (GO): glutathione gamma-glutamate hydrolase
Source: RefSeq, a predicted model, not a curated record